Molecule: messenger RNA, 7048 nt
Organism: Amoebophrya sp. A25
Lineage: Eukaryota; Dinophyceae; Syndiniales; Amoebophryaceae
Source: the annotation of a GenBank genome assembly
AAAGGUCGUCCCUCAGCUGAUCGCGAACGGGAAGCUGUCGCGAGUGGUGCGUUGUACCAUGGAAAUCAUAGAACACGGGCAAAGGCCACUACAAGAAAGUAAAAGCAGAGAAGAACAAAGGAAAGGUUAGGGCUUAGUGUUGCUAUUAUCCAACAACCGGCUAGUUUUCCCUCUAAUCUUAGGCUUAACCCUUCAAACAAUAUAUAGCUUUGUCGGUGCUGGAAUGAUCAUCCUUCAAGCAGCGCUUUUUACUAAUCAAGCUUUUUACUAAUCAAUGAAUGAGCGGAUUGUCGCUUCAAUGAACGUACACAGAAGAUGCAUAGACUGGACUGAUUUUUAGUCUUUUAGGAUACGGUGGUGUGUGGAUGGGAUGCCAGAGUAUCCAGAUGGACUGAUUUUUAGUCUUUAGGAUACGCUGGUGUGUGGAUGGGAUGCCAGAGUAUCCAGAUGGACUGAUUUUUAGUCUUUUAGGAUAUCAAGAUGGACUAUGGCCGCAUCCUCUCUAUGAUGAGGAGAGUCCCAGUGUCAAGAUGCGUCCCAGUGUCAAGGUGGACAACGAUGUCCGUGUCCUCUAACACAAAGAAAUCAGAACGAGAAGCAUGAUAGCUAAGAAGAGGGAGACUACUCCGUUGAGCAGAAGAUCCUUGCCCACGCCACCUGACAUUCGCGCGUCGAUGCUGGAUUCCACUGAACCAAGUACCGCGAUUAUCCCAGGUGUUGUAAAUACGUCAUCCUCGUCAUCUCCCGCAACAACAUCAACAUCCAGUAGUAGUAGCUCGAGUUGUGAUCCGUCAAGUAAGAUGAAAGCUACUGGCGGCGCUUCUAUUAAGGCUAUUUAAUGAUCCUGAUGUGGGGAACUUGGAGAGGAUCCGUUUCUUCUACUAAGGCUAUUUAACGAUCCUGAUGUGGGGAAUUUGGAGAGGAUCCGUCGCUAUCGAGGAAUUUUAAAUCGAUCACCCCUUCCAUGACCCUCCAGAAGGACGCGCUAACUCUAUGACGGAAGGGGAGACCACUUGGCGCACGAGCAUUAUUGUCAAGAUGGUCCGAUGCGGGUUUUCUUCGUGUCGUCGGGAGUCGUGGGAGCCCGGCCUUCAAUGGGAAGCGCAUAAGCGUGGCAGCAAGCUGAUGGUUCCGGAAGUCAUUCCAUGGAAUGACUAUGACAUGGUUAAGGCUUUUUUGCUAUCAUUUAGUACAUCUUCAGAAUCAGAACCAUCUCGUGCUGUAUUUUUUGAUACAGGGGGACAGGAAUGCUGCAGAGGUGAAAAAAUGUCAUCUGUUGUUCUACUAUUUUUUUGUCUAUAAGGUCUACCUGGUCAAUACAUCGUCAGAACCAUCUCGACUCGUGCUGGUGUCGUGGGAAAAGAGUACACCAUCUUAUGCGGUUAGUCGAGGGCCAAAAUACAGCUUUUAAAGCUGUGUGAUUUCUUAAGCGCUGUUGUAUGUCUAACUAUAAUCGGAUGAAGACGUCGGCAACGAAUCAUUCGGACACGACAGAUAGUACAACGUUGAAGAAUGUGAAAUUGCAUGCUGUUUGGCGCGAGCAUGCUGUUUGGCGCGAGCAAGAAUGGGACGAAUGGAGCAAGGAAGCCAGUCCAUCGAGUAAAGGCUCUGCUGUCAGCUAUUUGCUUUUCAAGAUGCGCGAUGGAGGAGGAGAAGAUCUCGUUACACGGUUGCCGACGAAGCAGAAUGUCUAUGAGGUAAUUCGUGGCGCCGCUGACGCUGUGCGCGCAAUGCACUCCCUGGGGAUAGUGCACCGGGAUCUGAAGCUGGACAAUCUUCUACGAGUACCACUCAAAAACCUGCCAACUACGUUGCCAGUUGCCAGCCAAGAUAGAGGUUGUUUACAACCUCCACUAGUGCCAGAUACAACCAAUAGUCGUGGCAAAAAUUUUAUGAACAACAUGAAUUUCAACAAUUGCAGGGUCCACCACGAGCACGACAACGCGAUCAUGGAAGCAGAUGAGAGCGAGGCGACCUCACCAGUCAUCGACGAUUAAGGCUGUAACUAAUUCAUCUCUUCGCACAUCCUUGUUGAAAAGCAUGAUGCCUGAGUAUUUUCAUGCUCUUCACUCUUCAAGCAUACAAUUCUCGUUGAACAAAGACGAAAUGCGGAAAGCUCUAAGGUGAGGCUUUUGACAACUUAAAGGUCGAAGGAGAGGAACGGCACAUGCUCCUUAAGGCUAGACACUCACUAUCUGGCACGUAUCUUCUGGUCGUGUGAGGUAUUGUCAUCAGUGAAGACGUUCCCCUUGUCGUCGGCUUACAGGGGAAGCCACUGAAUGAAUUAUUGCCUCGUUCUUUCAUAGGUGGGUUUCCAAGGGAAAGAAGGUAGCAGGCUUCCACGGGUCAUGUCAUAUCUUAAAAAGAGGAAAGAAACCAAGGGGAAAGAAAGCAACUCACUCAUAUGGAGUGAAGAGUGUCUAGCGUUAAUGCGCCGUUGUUGGAAAAGCCACUGCUUAGGCCGCGCAGCUCCACGGAAGCGGAGGACGCGAGUGGGAGCACAAUCACAGGAACAUCAAGUAAGGAACCGGAACACCAAGAACAAAGAGCAAGAUCUUUCAAGGAUGAUGUCCAAGAUGGAGAACAGCGAAAGUCUAGCCAUGGCGUUGAUGCGAAAGAUGCGUCUAGAACAUCAAGCAAGGGAAGUAAGGAAAGCAGUACUAGUACGGAUCUUCUCGCUGGUAGAACAUCAAGUAAGGAAAACAAUACUAGUAUGGACCAUGACGAGCAGGUUACCACGACCAGACCACGCAGUAAUGCCAAUAGUAGUGCUAGUGAUAGUACGUCGCCACGGCUCACCACAACCAGUAAGAGUGAACUACAAGUAGAAGUCUGCAAUCUCGCUCAUUGUGCUGAGAGAAACAAGACAGGCGAUGCAUCGAAAAUUAAGGCUCUCACUAUUUCGUCUUUGACUGCAUCCCUAAAAACUAGGAAGAAGCAUCACAGGGUAACGCUCCCCCACACUUUUCAAGGAUGCAGCUGAGGGAUGAACUAAAGCGAAAGAGAGGUCUAAGGGAAGCGGACAGGAAACCACAGCGUGCGCACUUGCCUCGCGCAGUCCUCUGGCCCAGUACCAUCCAGAAUUAUGGCCAGCUUUUAUAAUAAUACUACCUCAACAGCGCGGCGCCUAGAAUAGACGGAUCCUACUGUUGGACGACACGCGGCGCCUAGAAUAGACGGAUCCUACUUAGCUUGGCCAUUACUAUAAUUCUGUACUUAUAUACCUUUUACCUAUCCUUACUUUUUCUUCCUAGUUAGCUUGGCUCCACCCGUAAUAAUACUACCUCAACAGGAUUUUAGUUGUUACUCCCGUUUCCUCAGGAGGGUAAAGGUACCAAGAUACAAGGCUACAGAGAUUAGCCAAAAUGCUCUUUCCCCAGCAGGGUAGGAGAAGACAAGGUCAAGGGUAAGAAAAGAGGUAUGCUAGAAAACACCGGUGGAGAGCUUUAGUACCGAGAUAAAAGGACCUCUAUGUGAUACGGCUCCUUAGAUAGUUCGGUUUUAUCUAUAACAUGGAGCGAACACAUGGCAUUGAUGUGAAUAGAAGAAGAAGCACUCAAUUACUAUCUUGUCUCGCCAGUGGUAGAGAAUGAGCACAAGAGAUGCAUGGUGAUGAUGAUCGGACCAAGCUUGUUGACGUUGAUUUUUCUUUUUAGCUCGCCUAUUAUUCUUGUGUUUUCUAACAGAAUGGCCGAAGAUAAUCGGGGAGUGCUUUCAUGGCGCCUGUCGUCUUUUAGGGCAGUGUCUCCUGCAAUUCUGCGAAGGUUUGGGGGCUGCAGGGACUGCAGCAGCGCACGUGAAGUAUGGCGGGAUGAUGCGGGACCCUAGGCGGCGCCGACGAGCUACGAGCAAAAGCUCCAUUCCGACAGACAUGCAACCUCUAUCAUCUCUGUCAGCUUUUAUCCAUCUCGGUUCCCUCAUCUCGAUUAUACCCUUUUCCCUUGUAACAAGGGAAAAGGGUAUAAUCGAGAUGAGGGGACCGAGAUGGAUAAAAGCUGGCUCUAACUCUAGCCGAGGAUGACGCAAGUCUUCACUCGUUUGACCUACACCCUGGGUUACCCGAUAGUCGGGUUGAACGAAUCUGUAGCAGACCUCAGGAUGACACUCCACAUGUCGUCCAAAUUAUUGACUUCGGUUCUGCCAAGCGAGCGAGUGCAGCUUCCACGACGCAGUCGGCGCAACACCUCAGUAACAAGUUAAGAACAUCAACAUAAUUGGUCACUUGCUUAUUUCAGCUUAUGAGCGAAUAAUUCUUUGGAAAGAUUGACCGCUUCGCUGGUUACGUUUGAGAUGCUUGCACUGACAAUGUUGCUCCGCUCUUCUAAAGUAAGGUAAAACUUCUACGUCUUGGAGGGAAGAACGCCGGGAAGGGGGCAGCGAGGACGCGGGGCGCGCGGGCACACCGGCAUACAUACCAUUAUGGUAUAUCUAUACUUCUUGUCUAUGGAGAUGUAGCUCGCACAUCAUCAGUUCAAGCACUUUCCUUUCUGCUUCAGUGCCACUUGUCUCUGGAAAGUAUCAAUCAUAAAAGACAUACUAAGAACAACGUAGAUGAUGGCUAAUUUUCCUUCGUUUCACUCCCUUAAUGAUCAAAGACAUGAAUUUCCAUUAGGGUUGUCGUUGUUGUCUAUGGACACAUCGGUUUAUCAGACGAUGUACUUACAUCUCAAGGUCGUGUUUGAUAGCUCUAAAUUGACCUGCGUGUUGGUACUCAAGUUUUUCGGAGUUUCAGAUGGACAUUUUUUCGCUUGGCCUGACCUCCCUUUACUCCUGGAGUGGGGCGCAUGGGUUCACCCACUCAUUUGCAGACGCCUAUGUCACUAUUUUCAGUUUAUGUGCAGGACUACAGUUUAUGUCACUCUCACCACUACAAAAAAUGCUAACCAAUUUGGUCUUUAUGUCACUAUUUUCAGUUUAUGUGCCGGAAGAUACAGUUUGUUUGUGUGACCACGGUGACAACAGCACUCCUUCUGGUUUAUGUGACGACUAUAUUCCGUUUAUGUGACGACUAUAUUCCGUUUAUGUGACGACUAUAUUCCGUUUAUGUGACGACUAUAUUCCGUUUAUGUGACGACUAUAUUCCUUUAAGGUGAACUCUACACUGAAUGGCCUCAUACAUAGAUGCGUGAAGCUAUACAAGAGGCACCAUGACAUGACAACAAUUUCGAUCUAUCAGAGAAGGUUCCUUCAUAACUGGAGUAUUUCUACAGAGGUGGCGUGGAGAGGUGGGACCGGAUGCUUAACGCCUUCUGGGUCCAAGUGGCCGAGGAGUUUACUAUAUGGCAUGAUGAGUCCCGCAGGGAGCUCGCGCGUGUCAGUCCUCUCGACAUCGGUUGUAUGGACGAUGUUUAUUCCAUCCUUACGACCAUCGAGGCCCCCCUUAAUGCUAUACGUUUUUAGGGGGAAAUAAAAGGGUAGCCAUGACGGACUGGCUAGAUGGAAUAGAUGCCUUUCAUAACCGGGAUGGAUGGAAACCGUACUUUUACCGAGGACUACCGUAUGGAAAGCAACCGUACUGCUACCGACGCUACUAGCACUUCCCACUACGCUGCUUCUAGCAUGGAUGGUCGGGAGCCGUACUACGCUUCUUCUAGCAGUCUAGUGGCGCAGGGAGCACAGUUCGCUGCUGGGAUCCAGUUGUUGGAAAGAAACAAGCCAGAAAAGUGGCUGUUGAUGACAGAUGUAGAAGUCGAGCUGGACGUCGAUGCCACAUUAGACCGACUCUUAUGGGUAAAUCAGUCAAGAACUCCUCUUUAAAUUUACACUCUUUGGCCAAUGCCUUCUUGACUGCAUGAAUAGGUUAACUGCGACUACUACUACACUCAAAUUUUUUAUUCGGAAGUACAACUACUACUUGGUUGAAAAGCAAUAAGACACCAAGAUCAAGAUGGGUUUUUGGUACUUCUAAGACUCCAGCGAGCGGCGCGAAAGAGCUCCAAGAAGCCUACACGCGCUAGCACACAAAUUAAGGCAAGAAACAGCCGCAGCGCCGAAGAAGGUCCCGUCGCUGGGCACAAGAGUGAGAGCGGCGCUGGUUUCCUCCGCAAUGAGAGACCGGUAGUAGUCUCUCCUGCUGCUGCCGAGAAUGGGGCCAUAAACGUCGACCAAGCUGCGUUUUCAACUGGUAAAAAUGGCGUCAAUGAACGAGUCAACAAUGUUGAGCAAGUCGUCAGCAAGCAACAACUCGUCGUUAACAGUGCGCAAGAAUCGAAGAUGUCCGCAAGCUCUACUACAACAACUAAUAGUGCAGUACAGGAAUCAAGUGCUAGUGCCAAUACUGCAGUACACGAAUCGUCGACUCUGGAGGCCUCACGUGGGCGAUUUUUAAAUCCCUUGCUGUUGGCACUUCCAGUAUCGGAAGAAGGGCUGCUCAAUGACGAGGAAAUCGCGGUGAUCGAAACACUCUCGAGGAGACUCGUCUACUUUCUCAAUUUAUGCGACUAUUGAUUGGGAUCAAAUCCACUUCUUGUAGUUUGAAUACAGACUGACGUGGUCUUGAUGAAUAUCGUAUCAUAUUAAGUAAUUUUCUUCACGACUGGGAUCAUUAUCGGCAUAUGCUAGCCACUUACCGAACUCUAACGUGCCACGUGGUGGAGCGGCAUGAUCCAGAUAUGGCGGCACUCCUACGUGCGAUGCUGCAGUUGACACCUACCGUUACGGCUCUCGAUACUUCAUUUUCUCAGACUACUCGUUUUUUUUUGUUUCUUUCUUAGCACUUAGACUACGUUUGCAAAAAAAGAAAUGUGAGUUUUGUCCUUCCAUUUGUAAGUAGGAUAAAAGCGUUGGUGUAGUAGGUGAGCAGAUGCUUGGACGAACAAAGAUUCAGACUACUUGCACUUUUCUGUUUUUUAGUAUGUAGGUGAUGAUAUGUCAGGUUUCGUCCUCUCUCGUAAAAUAGUACUCCUGCUAGAUCUACUACAAAUGUUGGGCAUGGUGGUCUAAUCCGGUGGUCUAUAGCGUGGCUGAUCUCCAACCGCUCUUGGCACGACUUGGGUCCCUACGAAGCGCUCUCGGCACGGCUUGGGUCCCUAUGAGGGACAGGCCUUAG